Messenger RNA from Papilio xuthus (Asian swallowtail), 1056 nucleotides. Lineage: Eukaryota; Metazoa; Arthropoda; Insecta; Lepidoptera; Papilionidae. The record is from RefSeq and is a predicted model, not a curated record.
ACUGUAUUAUCUAUGGUUUGAUCGUUGUUGUCAAGUUGUACUGCAGCGGCUUUUUAGGCUAAAAAACUGUGAUAUAAUCCGCAAUAAUAAAGCAAUAUUUUUUGAAUUUAUGAUUAAGUAAUUCACAUUUUUAUGAUAAAUUGAAUUGUUAUCAAUCUAAAAUGCUUAAUACUGUAUACAAAAUAUCGCAAGGCAUUAGGAAAUUGAGCCAGUUGAGUUAUAGAAGUGUGGUAAUAAAAUUUGUGAGACCUAAUACAACUUACACAAAUGUAUUUAGGUCACAAAAACAGAAGAAAGAAGAAGGUGGAGAAGCUAUAAAAUGGAUUCUACUGAUGAUUCCUGUGACAUCAUUUGGUCUUGGUUGCUGGCAAGUAUAUCGACUACAGUGGAAGUUAGAACUAAUUGACAUGUUGCAAGCCAAGUCUAAUUCGGAGCCCAUAGACAUGCCAACCAACUUUGAAGAACUUAACAAUUUGGAGUUCCGUCCAGUUAAAGUGCGGGGAGAAUUCUUGCAUGACAGAGAGAUUAUGAUUGGACCCAGAGCACUGAUUGAAGAACAUCAGGCAAUGCCUAGAACUGGAUCUCUUAUGUCAGAUCCCAAGAAGAAUCAAGGAUGGUUAUUAAUAACUCCAUUUAAAAUAAGUGACACAGGGGAUGUUAUAUUAGUGAACAGAGGUUGGAUACCUAAAAGCCUCAGACCCAAAGAUAAGCGUCAAUCUUCCAUGGUGGAGGGUGAGGUGGAACUAACUGGAGUGGUGCGUUUGACAGAAAAUCGUCGCCCGUUCAUGCCGAAAAACCAUCCGGAAAAAGGAUCUUGGUUUUAUAGGGAUUUACAUCAAAUGAGCGCUCAUUUGAAUUGUUCUCCGGUGUGGUUGGACGCGAGGGGGAUCCCUGACCCUCCCGAAGGCUGGCCAAUUCCCAACCAAACUCGAGUUACGAUCCGCAACGAGCAUUUAUCUUACCUCAUAACUUGGUACUCUUUAUCUGCGCUCACAGCAAUUAUGUGGCACAGAUAUUUUAUCAGAAAGUUACCACUACUAUAAAUGUGAGAAAAUA